UGCUUUCCCCAUCGUCCACCGCGUCUGCGCACCCUGCGCGCUGUACAGCAUGUCUAUCUCGCUCGUCUCCAACUCGUACCUCGACGAGAACUCGGCCAAGAUUCGCGCGAAGCCCGUGCCAUGGGAGGGUUACCAGCGCGCAGGCCUGAUCACCUCGGAGGAGCUCAGUCUCAUCAAGAAGGUUGACCGCCAGUCUAGGUCCAAGAUAGAGUCUCUACUCGUCUCGGACGGUCAAACAUACGCUCUGUUGUAUCUCCGGCUGCUCAAGAAGCUCCAGAGAGUCGAUACGCAGUCAUGCAUACUUGUCCUUAUUGCGGAUGCGCUCACAGAUCACGAGGAACGGAUACCCUGGUUUACCAAUGCCGCUCAGACGGAUCCUGAGCUUCCAUACGGUCCUCUACUAAGAAUUCUGGACUCCCAGGAUGACUUUGUUCAGCUGAAGGCCACACAGAUCCUCACCGUACUUCUCAGCUCAGAGAAGGCACCCUUGCAGUCUCAGCAGAUGCACCCUUUCCUCAACACCCUCGCUUUGUUUGUUGCAAACCCGUCCACCAACAAACGUGAUAUUGCCGUCCAAUGCUUAGAGUCUACUCUGUCCCGUCCGGAGUGCCGGAAAGCCGUAUGGGCGAAUGCUUCGCUAGUUGGAGGGCUAGUCGACAUUUUGAAGCACAACCCUACCCCGCAGAUGAGCUACCAAGUCGGCUUCUGCCUGUGGCUGCUCACAUUUGAGCAAGAAGUAGCAGAGCAGAUCCAGAAACGCUUUGAUAUUAUACCCACUCUCGUCGAUGUCGCUCAGGGUGCAGCGAAGGAGAAGGUCAUUCGGGUGAUCGUCGCAACUUUCAGGAACCUCGUCUCGAAAGCACCACAGGCCAACCUUCCUGCGAUGCUCGUCGCCCACCUUCUGCCUUUUGCGAAGAACCUUGCUGGACGGAAGUGGACGGACGAGGACAUCGUUGAGGACAUCCAAUUCCUCCGGGACGAGCUUGCCGCGCGUUUUGAGAGUCUCACCACUUACGACGAGUACCGCUCUGAGCUGACGUCAGGGUACCUGUCGUGGACGCCUGUGCACGAGUCCGACCUUUUCUGGAAAGAGAAUGCGACAAAGCUGAACGACAAGGACUACGAGUUGCUCAAGUUGCUGAUCAGGCUGCUGUCCGAGUCGAACGACCCGACAGUGCUCGCCGUCGCGUCGCACGACAUCGGCCAGUACGUCAAACACUACGAGCGCGGCAAGAAGAUCUUGACCGACCUCGGAGGAAAGACUCGCGUCAUGGAGCUCAUGUCCCACGCGAACCCGGACGUACGAUACCAGGCGCUGAUUUCGGUGCAACGGCUCGUGAGCCAUCCGUGGGCCGCUGUGUAAGACUAGAAUAGCAUGAAACUGGACUUUUU
This is a messenger RNA of Trametes versicolor FP-101664 SS1, 1392 nucleotides long. Its product is annotated as ATPase V1 complex subunit H. Gene Ontology annotation, cellular component: fungal-type vacuole membrane; vacuolar proton-transporting V-type ATPase, V1 domain. The record is from RefSeq and is a predicted model, not a curated record. Gene Ontology annotation, biological process: proton transmembrane transport. The transcript has 11 exons. Gene Ontology annotation, molecular function: proton-transporting ATPase activity, rotational mechanism. NCBI's taxonomy places the organism in Eukaryota, Fungi, Basidiomycota, Agaricomycetes, Polyporales, Polyporaceae. The coding region runs from base 50 to 1363 and encodes 437 amino acids.